Molecule: messenger RNA, 999 nt
Organism: Macroventuria anomochaeta
Lineage: Eukaryota; Fungi; Ascomycota; Dothideomycetes; Pleosporales; Didymellaceae
Exons: 1
Coding region: 208-789 (193 amino acids)
Source: RefSeq, a predicted model, not a curated record
GCCUGAGAGGCGUGUUCAUUGUCGAUGGGGAAGGACUUGUCCAGCAGGCUUGUCUCACCUGCCUCGUGCAACAUGACUUCUGAUCCUUGGAUACAGCUAGUUGACCAGAGACGUAGAUCACAUUGAACAACCUCACCGUCGGACGGAGUGUGCGAAAGCUCUACGUCUUCUAGAAGCGUUCCGAGCCGUUGCAAAGCAUGGUAUCCUAUGCCCUAUCGACUGGAAGCCAAGCUCACAUGCCCCGGACACGCUCAACACCAUUUCCAAUACGCUCAUAGAAUCCUACGAGGACCGACUGGCCAACCUGCAGAAAGGUACGUACAUGCUCGCCUUCGUACGGGACAGGAUCUAACAAUUCUGCAGAAUUUGGUGAUGUUGAAGUUACGGACCUGGAUGCAAAGCACCGAAGCAAUGCUAGUAUGGGAAGUGUGCCACAUGCGGAAUUCGUGGAUACCCCGGGUCCAAAGGUCAAGCUCACCGCCGAGUCCUGGCCAUACCAACUGCGCACCUCGAGUAUCAGCAAAGCCGCCUCGGGGGGAGUCAAUCAAUCAAGAAUCAGGCAAAUCAAAGCAGUCACACCCUCUCAGCCCGAUCACUGCGGUUGCUACUCCAGUCACCACGCUGAGCACUCAGGAAGUGCCACUCCUGAAGCUGCACACCCAGGAGCGGACCGCCCGCCACAGUCUAAGUACGCCCUUCCACGAAGACAUAAGCAAGAUCUUCUCCUUCUCCUCGCCCUCCCUUUUUCGUGAAUAUCCACCUUCCGAAUCCCUAUCCCACUCGGAGUAGUAGACUGACAGGGCACCAGCCACACCUCCGCGCACCACAACCAGAAAGCGCACUCUGCUCAGCCAAAGUGAUCAAUACGUCUAGGUCGGCGCCCAAAUACACAGGAGCCCCAGGGAGGGCCGCAUGCCGUCCUGGAGUUUGCGAAUCCGACGCUGAGUCCGAUGGUCAGUCCGAGGGUGGAAUUCAAGGCCCAAUCGCCAGCCUACGAUU